UGAUUGCUCUCGAAUGUGACUCAAAAAGACUCACUCUUUAACCAACCUGCCUUCCCAUUCUUGGUGAUAAAUACCAAGAUUGGAUUUUGUAUCUACAGUCACCUAGACUCAGCACACAAUGCCUGCCAUCCAAAAAAUCAUUCCCUCUCGGGGCAAAGAAUUCUGGGACGCGCUUGAUCUUGAUAACAGCAAACAAGUGCUAGAAGCCGUCAAAGAAGAGUUCAAGAGACCAGAGCCGGCGCACGAGCUUCACUACCUUAAUACCAUGUCGAGAGGCCUCCCAAUUGGUGACAACAAGCCGUGUUACCGCGAUUGCUUGAUAUUUCUCCUCCGCGGUGAAUUUAUCAUCAAAGGACAGGGACGAGUGGUAGAGACUGGCUGCGCGUAUCGCGUCAAGGACGAGGCAUGGCUUUGGCUAUGUGGGACGACGACCAUAGUUGUUAUGGAAGAAGGGGAACAGAGAGGCGCGUGCCUGAAAUCGACACAAGAAUCACGGGAACUAGUCCUGGCUGAGAGGGAUGGAUCCAGAAAGGCGAGGAAGAGAGCUAAGAAAUUGCUAGCCGAUCAGUUACGGGCAGUACGAUCUUCUGCACAGCUUCACCAACCGUGGUAGUGGUCUCGCUAGGUAUUGCCUCGGACCGCUUGUCUUUUCAUAAUGAAUUUGU
Molecule: messenger RNA, 665 nt
Organism: Trematosphaeria pertusa
Lineage: Eukaryota; Fungi; Ascomycota; Dothideomycetes; Pleosporales; Trematosphaeriaceae
Exons: 2
Coding region: 119-613 (164 amino acids)
Source: RefSeq, a predicted model, not a curated record